Messenger RNA from Myotis brandtii (Brandt's bat), 5764 nucleotides. It is a transcript of the gene FOCAD, whose product is annotated as focadhesin. The record is from RefSeq and is a predicted model, not a curated record. The transcript has 43 exons. NCBI's taxonomy places the organism in Eukaryota, Metazoa, Chordata, Mammalia, Chiroptera, Vespertilionidae. Gene Ontology annotation, biological process: regulation of post-transcriptional gene silencing. The coding region runs from base 30 to 5444 and encodes 1804 amino acids.
CUGCAUACAUAUAUGUCAGAGAAGCAGAAAUGUCAGAUGAUAUCAGGAAAAGGUUUGAAUUUCCAAAUUCUCUUAUCCAAACACAGGCUGUGGGUCAUCUUCUUGCUGCAGUCCUAAAGGAGAAUGGUUUUUCAGAAAAGAUCAAUCAAUCCACAAACCAGACCCCUGCUUUGAACUUGCUCUGGGAGAAGUGCAGCAGUGAUAACGUGGUGGUUCGGACAGCCUGCUGCGAGGGUCUGGUGGCACUUGUUGCGCAGGAUCACGCGGAGUUCAGCUAUAUUCUCAAUGGGAUCCUCAACCUGAUUCCCUCUGCCAGGAAUACACAUGGCUUGAUAAAAGCUAUCAUGAAAUUAUUACAAAUGCAAGCUGUAAAGGAAGGACAAGCUGGCGAGAAGAAUAUUCAGGAUCUAUAUUCUAUUAGAAAUCAUCCUCAGCCUUUGAUCACUGUGCUGGAGCACAGACCUGAUUGCUGGCCCGUGCUUUUGCAGCAGCUGACAGCGUUUUUCCAGCAAUGCCCUGAAAGGUCGGAAGCUUCAUGCGUCCAAAUAAUGGCACCAUUUCUCUGGUAUCUGUAUUGUGAGCCAUCCCAGUUGCAAGAAUAUGCUAACCUCAGACUAGCCCUGCUGAAGGUCCUCCUUCAACCCCGGGUUCUCUGUGACAAAGAACAGCCAUCGACACUGGAGCAGCAGAUCCUUCAGCUGUGUUGCGACAUGGUCCCGUGCUUGCAGAUAAAGGAUUUGAUACAGACAACAGAAGUGAUGCUGUUUAUCGAGGAAGUAUAUUUAAGCCUUUCGCGUCACCCUGGUUUCUGGAAAAUUCAGCUUACCCAGCUGACCCUUCAGCUGCUGUGUGUCUGUGAAGUCAGCUUGCAGAUAACUGGGGAAUGCACAUCUUUAAUUCACCUUUUGGAGCGUAGUGUUGAACUGCUGAAGGAGGAUUUUCCUGUUGAACUGGUCAUAAUUGGAAUAGCUUUGCUACUUCUACAGACUCCUGCAAGUCAGCAGAAGCCAAUCUUAAGUCUAGCUUUGAAGCUCCUCUCUUUUGCUGACGGUCAGAAAAUCCCAAAGUCCUCCUUGCUGCUAGUCAUGCCAGUUCUGCAGAUACUUUCUUCUACGGCCUUGGAAGACUGCAUAUCCACGGAUGAAGACGGUCCCUCAAGGCAGCAGUUGGCUCUGAAGCUUUUAGAAACGAUACAGCAAGGGUGCUACAGAGACGACCACCAACAGCUGCCCUUUAAGCUUGCACUCCCCAUUUCUAGCACAUACGCUUCAAUAUUUACAACCUGGAGGAUCCUUGAAGUACUGCGAGACGAGUCUGCAGCGAGUGACUGGCUGGCUUCAGUAGAGUCCUUGCUCCCUAUUACUACAAUGAUCCCUGUGCAUGUUCUUCUGCUGCUGGUUCACCUCCUUGUUGAAGAUAAAGGACAAAAUCUUCGCCAAAUACUGAAGGUCACCACAGAAUUAGCCCAAGCGGAUUCCUGUCAGGUACCAAAUUUGAUUCCAGUUUUGAUGUUCAAAUUGGGAAGACCACUGGAGCCUGCAUUAUACAUUGAUAUCUUAUAUACUUUACCUACACUUGGUGUUCACAAGGUGUGCAUAGGACAAAUUCUACGAGUAAUUCAACUUCUUGGAACCACUCCACAACUACGAGCUGUCACUUUGCGCUUGUUGACAUCUUUGUGGGAAAAGCAGGAUCGUGUCUAUCCUGAACUGCAGCGGUUCAUGGCCAUGUCCGAGGCACCCUCUCUGUCCGCGGGCAAGGAAGUCCAGUGGGAGAAACUGAUCGCUAAAGCAGCAUCCAUCAGAGACAUAUGUAAGCAAAGGCCCUAUCAGCACGGUGCAGACAUGCUGGCCGCCAUUUCCCAGGUGCUGAACGAGUGCACCAAGCCGGAUCAGGCCACCCCAGCGGCCUUGGUGUUACAAGGUCUCCAUGCACUCUGCCAAGCCGAGGUUGUUUGUAUUCGCUCCACUUGGAAUGCUCUCUCCCCGAAGCUGAGCUGUGACACCAGACCUCUCAUUUUGAAGACGCUCAGUGAACUGUUUUCUCUGGUUCCUUCCCUAACCGUCAACACAGCUGAAUACGAGAAUUUCAAAGUUCAAGUCCUCAGCUUCCUCUGGACUCACACUCAGAACAAGGACUCGGUUGUAGCAAAGGCUGCCUAUCAAUCUCUGUCACACUUCAGCGCUGGCGAGCACACGGUUCUUCACCUGCCCGAACAGAUAAGACCAGAAAUCAGUCCUCCUGAGCUGGAUGAAGAUGAAGAUGAGGAGGGUGAUGAAAAGGAUGUGGAUCUUUCGAUUCCUGGCUCUUGCUAUCUCAAACUGUUGCCACUCACCUCGCCUUUGGUGUUACCAGCGUUGGAGGAAUUUUUUACAUCGCUUGUGAAGCAAGAAAUGGUGAAUAUGCCCCGUGGGGUAUAUCACUUGGCAUUGAAAGGAGGUGCCCGCUCAGACCAAGGAAAGACUGUAGCAGGAAUCCCCAAUUUUAUAUUGAAAAUGUAUGAAACAAACAAGCAACCAGGUUUGAAACCUGGCCUUGCAGGGGGUAUGUUGUUUUGUUACGAUGUUUCAAUGUAUCAGAGUAAAGAUGGCAAACCUUUGAAUCGACUGAUGGCCAGUAGAGGGCGAAGUUUCAAGCAGACCUCACUUGCUCUGGUGCAUGAGGUUCACAUCCAGCUCUCAGAGUGGCACCGCGCCCUUUUCCUCCCACAGGCCUGGCUGGCAUACAUGGGCCGAGCGUAUCAUGCCAUCUUACAGGGAAGGAUAGCGGAGCUGGAGCUGCAGUUAAAACACGGAAAGGAGAGCGCUGAGGAGGUGCAGUUCAAAAAAGGCACAGCCUGGCUCUGGGUCCGAGACAUGUUGACGGAUGAGAUCACCAAGUCAGCUGCAAAGGAGAGCCCGGUGGUGAAAGGCAAUGCGCUGUUAGCCUUAAGCAGCCUUGCUGUCGUCGUAUCCAAACAUGAAGCCAGCCUCUCCUCGGACAGCGAGGGCGCCCUGGAGGUUCAACCGAAUUUCCUUUCCAUGAAAGACUGGGUUUCCAUGGUGUUUGACACUCUCCUGGUCAUUGUGGAUAGCCACUACCAACCCAGAGGACAACUUUUCUGCUCGUUCUAUUACAAAUCCUAUUCCGGGGAAAACACGGCCAGUGCCAUCGCCCGCUCCGCGGCCGCCUCGGCUUUGUCCCUGCUCGUGCCAGUUUUCAUUAUCUCUCGCAAAGAGAAGGUGGAGGAAAUCCUGACCAUGCUGACUGCCAGGUUACCUGGGAAACCAAGCGCUGAUGAGUCUCAAGCCGUGCAAAUCCACAUGGGCCUCGCUUUGGGGAUGUUUCUCUCGCGCUUGUGUGAGGAGAAACUCAGUGACGUUUCCGGCCACCAGAUGAACCUUCUGCUGAUGAAGUCCUUGGAUGCCCUGGAGAACUGCUGCUUUGACCCCCGCCUUGAACACAACACGGGCUGUAUCCUGGGAGUUGGACUGGUUCUGUCCCUCAUGAGCCACAGCAGCCAAACGGAGUCGCGCGUCCACGUGGCCGCGUCGCUGCGGAAGCUGUCCGCGUACCUCGAUGACAGCGGGAGCCAGAGCAGGACCUUCCAGGAGGUCCUGGCCUACACCCUCAGCUGCGUGUGCACAGCGGCGUUCAGUGCCGGCAUCAUCGAGGCUGCGGAGGCCGAGGACACGAUGAACAAGCUCCGCCAGUUGGUAGAGAGCAACCAGCAGACUUCAGGUUUUGCCUUGGCGUUAGGCAACAUAGUUCAUGGUUUGUCUGUGUGUGGACAUGGAAAAGCCGAAGACUUGGGCAGCAAGCUGCUCCCUGCCUGGAUCAGGAUUGUCCUAGCAGAGGGCUCUCCCACAAUGCUUUGCUUGGCAGCUCUCCAUGGCAUGGUGGCCUUGGUAGGCUCAGAAGGGGAUGUAAUGCAGCUGAAGUCAGAAGCCAUCCAGACCUCUCAGUUUCAAGCCAGACUCAAUGAAGUCAUUAGAGCCUUAACACAGGUCAUCAGUGUGUCCGGGGUGAUUGGUCUUCAGUCCAAUGCAAUCUGGCUUCUAGGACAUCUUCAUCUGUCUACUCUGUCCUCAAAUCAAAGCAGAACCUCCGUUCCUACUGACUAUAGCUAUUUGCCUGAAAGCAGUUUUAUUAGAGCAGCCAUUGGCUUCUUCGUUACGGGAGGAAAAAAAGGUCCUGAGUCAGUGCCCCCGUCCCUUCUCAAGGUGGUGAUGAAACCCAUCGCGGCGGUUGGCGAAAGCCACCAGUACCCUCCUGUGAACUGGGGUGCACUGCUCUCCCCACUUAUGAGGCUAAACUUUGGUGAAGAGGUCCAGCAGCUGUGCCUGGAAAUCAUGGUGACCCAGGCGCAGUCCUCCCAGAAUGCGGCUGCGCUGUUGGGACUGUGGGUGACGCCCCCGCUGCUCCACGGUCUCAGUCUGAAUAUCAAGAAAUACCUCCUGGUGUCUGUACCGCUGUGGGUCAAGCACAUCUCUGGUGAACAGAUCCUGGGCUUCGUUGAAAACUUAAUGGUGGCCGUUUUCAAAGCCGCUUCCCCACUUGCCAAUCCGGAGUUACGCCCGAGUGCCUUGCAGGGCCUGAGCCAGGCCAUGAAGCUGCCCAGCCCUGCCCACCACCUCUGGAGCCUGCUCUGCGAGGCCACUGGGAACAUUUUUGACCUUCUGCCAAAUAAGAUUCGGAGGAAUGACUUAGAGCUGUACAUCGGUGUAGCAAAAUGCCUCUCGGAGAUGACGGAUGAUGAAGCCAAUCGGCUUGCCCCGGUUACCGAGAGCAGCCUAGAAAAGGCUGCCUUUGUCAGGCUGUACUUGGUCUCGCAAGGACGGCUCCCCUUGAUGGGCGUGAAUGACAUGCUCGGUGUGGUUGCUCAGCACCGGGAGAAAGACGCACUGGCCUGGGUGAUCCUGCACAGCUUGUACCACGCGCGGAUCGUGAGCCACGCCAACACAGGUGUGUUGAAGAGAAUGGAAUGGCUCUUGGACCUGAUGGGUUAUAUCAGAAAUAUAGCUUACCAGUCAACCUCUGUUCAGAACGUGGCUCUUGAUGAGGCUCUGGACUUCUUGUUGCUGAUCUUUGCAGCGGCGGUGGUUGCGUGGGCCGACCAUGCUGCCCCGCUCCUCCUCGGCCUCAGUGCCAGUUGGUUGCCAUGUCAUCAAGAACAGGGCCCAGCUGGGCCAGCAUCCAGCUUCCUUGGCAGGAGCCCAAUGCAUAGGGUCACUCUGCAGAUGGCCCUGGCUCUCCUUCCCAGUAGCAUGCUGCUGCUGCUGCAGAAGGAGCCGUGGAGGGAGCAGGCCCAGAAGUUCAUCGAUUGGCUAUUCAACCUCAUGGAAAGUCCUAAGGAAGGCCUCUCUGCGGAAUCCAGGGGUCUUUUAAAAGCCACCCUGCUGUCCUUAAGAGUUCUCCCAGAGUUUAAGAAGAAAGCAGUAUGGACCAGAGCGUACGGCUGGUGAACAGUUUUGCCGUAGCCAGCCACAUUCUCAGCCGGAAGAGGAAAACUACGCAAAUGGAAGGAAUUUUUCAGAAUGUGUGUCUGGGACCCCUGAGACGUGAUGCAUCUCACGGUCAUGAGAGGGAGGCCACAUCACUGACGGUUUGAACCCUGAGUGCCAGGAAAGGAGACGCUGCUUCCGUACCCAGGCCAGUGGAGGAUGAAACGAGAACUUGAACUUUCUUUCAUUUGGCUAGAGUUCAAUCUGAAGAUUUUCUUUGUACAACUUUGACUCUAUCAUUUCCUCUCCCAGAUUCUAGUAAAAUAGUCCCAUGAAUUUUG